Molecule: messenger RNA, 1908 nt
Organism: Phytophthora nicotianae INRA-310
Lineage: Eukaryota; Oomycota; Peronosporomycetes; Peronosporales; Peronosporaceae
Exons: 2
Coding region: 191-1279 (362 amino acids)
Biological process (GO): fatty acid beta-oxidation; medium-chain fatty acid catabolic process
Cellular component (GO): mitochondrion
Molecular function (GO): medium-chain fatty acyl-CoA dehydrogenase activity; flavin adenine dinucleotide binding
Source: RefSeq, a predicted model, not a curated record
CGUCGGUUCUCCACUUGGACAUUGACCCAAGUCACUCCGUCAAGCCUCGCGCCUACUGCGCCCGACGGGCACGCGCAGCUUUGCGCUGGGCCAGCACAUUGACGACUCCAAGUUCUCGGCCUUCUCGCUCAAGCUAUCGGACGACCAGCGCGAGUUCCAGGAGUUGGCCCGCAAGUUCGCACGCGAAGAAAUGAUCCCAAAGGAGAGACACUAUGACCAGACCAUGGAGUACCCGCAGGAGAUCUUCGAGAAGGCCUGGGAACUGGGCCUCGUCAACACACACGUGCCUGAGAAGUUCGGCGGCCUGGGUCUUGGCUCGUUGGACGGCUGCAUUAUCGGCGAGGAGCUGGCCUACGGCUGCACAGGUAUGGCCACAGCCAUGGAGGCUAACGGCCUGGCCACAGCUCCGCUGCUGGUGGCCGGCUCAGACGAACAAAACCGAAAGUACCUGGGCCGUCUCGUGGAGGAGCCCGUGCAGGCCGCCUACUGUGUCACCGAACCUGGCGCCGGCUCGGACGUGGCCGGUGCCAAGACGACGGCCGUCAAGAAGGGAGACAAGUGGGUUAUCAACGGCUCCAAGAUGUGGAUCACCAACGGCGGUGUGGCCAAGUGGUACUUCGUGCUGGCCAAAACGGACCCGAACGCCAACGCCGGCUCGGCCUUCACGGGCUUCAUCGUGGACGCCGAUACGCCCGGUAUUAGCGUUGGCCGCAAAGAAAUCAACAUCGGCCAGCGCUGCUCUGACACUCGCGGCAUCACCUUCGAAGAUGUCGCGGUGCCGGAGGAGAACGUGCUGGGCGACGUCGGCUACGGCUUCAAGAUCGCCAUGCAAGCCUUCGACAUCACCCGUCCGCCCGUGGCCAUCGGUGCUGUCGGACUGGCGCGUCGUGCCUUCGAUGAGGCCCGUAAGUACGCACUAGAGCGCAAGACAAUGGGCGCACCUAUUGCUAUGCACCAGGCCAUCCAGUUCAUGCUGGCCGACAUGGCUACGGGUAUUGAAGCUGGCCGUCAGUUGACGUACAAGGCCGCGUACGAGAUCGACUGUGGCCGCAAGAACACAAUGUACGCGUCCAUGGCCAAGCGCUUCGCUGGCGACCACGCCAACCAGGUGACCACGGAUGCCAUUCAGAUCUUCGGCGGCGCUGGUUUCAACACCGAGUACCCUGUCGAGAAGCUGUUCCGCGACGCCAAGAUUUACCAGAUCUACGAGGGCACGUCUCAAAUUCAGCGCAUGAUCAUUGCCAAGGAAAUGUUUUCGCGCCAAACCAUGGAUCCUUAGAUCGAUAAGCUACACCUGCGUUGUACUGGCGGAGGUGAGUAAGACGGGGGAAGAUUAAUCGGGAUUUGCUGCGUAGAAAGCUUUCGAGUACUGGCUGAGGAGGAUGGUCUUGGAUACUCACCAUUUGCCUUUGUGUGCUACAUGUAUCAACAGCAGUAACUUUAUUUGAGGGGCGUUCUGAAUCGGAAGUAGCUCACCACUCGAAUGUCUGCGCCUUCCACUUGAUCUCUGGACGUGAGUGUUCUUUCUCCGGGCCUUCCUCCUUUACUGGGACCUCCUGUUUUGACACCACCGAAAACGCAACCAUCAGUCCUCAUGCGCACCGAAACACUAACAAGGAGUGGAGACCUACCUUCUGAUUCGUACUCGUCGGGGACUCGCAAGCCUCCUCUUUCUGUGCUUCUAGUUGCUGCAUCAAAAUCUGGUUCUCGCGGGCCAGAGCCUCGCGUUCGCUCACCACUUGCAGUAGAUCGUGUCGCUUCUCGAGCUCCACCGCCAACUGCUUCAGUUGAAGCAUCUCGAUCUACAAGCCACAAAAUGGAAAUCUUUGUAAGACCGGAAGCAAUAAAAAUCACGCGAACGCCUCACGGUCUCACCUUCUUCCGCUUAACGAACCUCCGCUGGGCUUC